Molecule: messenger RNA, 1278 nt
Organism: Emys orbicularis (European pond turtle)
Lineage: Eukaryota; Metazoa; Chordata; Testudines; Emydidae
Gene: B3GNT9
Product: UDP-GlcNAc:betaGal beta-1,3-N-acetylglucosaminyltransferase 9
Exons: 1
Coding region: 1-1278 (425 amino acids)
Cellular component (GO): Golgi membrane
Molecular function (GO): UDP-glycosyltransferase activity; hexosyltransferase activity
Source: RefSeq, a predicted model, not a curated record
AUGAGAGUUCGGCUCAAAGGGGAUGCGAUCUGCACCCUUUUCCUGGUGGUAGUGCUUUGCUCUUUACUCUAUUCCCAGUUGGAGCGUACUUCCCCAACAGGAAACAGGGAGCAAAUGCACAAGAAACCUUCACCAACGCAGAGGAUCUUCCCAGGCCCCGAAGCCCCCAAGUGGCAUCCUCAAGCGGAGGUGACAUUUGGCCGACCCAGAAUCAUUUCUAUUGCUAAAGAUGCAGAGGUGGCAAGUAAAAAGGCCCAAACUACCACUUCACCACCUCUGACUCAUUCUGCCUUCGACUUCAAGCGCUACCUUCUAAACAAGGACAAUCGGAACUUUGAUCUUCUCAUUAACCAGCCCAAGAAAUGCCUGAAAACACCCGGAGGCCCCUUCCUGCUUAUAGCCAUCAAAUCGGUGGUUGAGGACUUUGACAGACGCGAGAUCGUCCGUAAGACCUGGGGUAGGGAGGGUUUGGUGAACGGGGUGCAGGUUCAAAGAGUUUUCCUCCUGGGAAUACCAAAGAAUAAGACAGCACUUGCAACAUGGGACAUUCUUGUCCACCAGGAGAGUCUGAUGUAUCAGGACAUUUUACUCUGGGACUUUCUGGAUACUUUCUUCAAUCUGACCCUGAAAGAGAUCCACUUCCUGAACUGGGCUGACGAGUUUUGUUCUAGCGUGAAGUUCAUUUUUAAAGGGGAUGCUGAUGUUUUUGUCAAUGUGGAGAACAUCAUUGACUUCCUCGAGAGACAUGACCCUGCAGAAGACCUCUUUGUUGGGGACAUCAUCUACAAUGCUCACCCAAUCCGGGUGCAGAAAAGUAAAUACUACAUCCCAGAAACGAUGUACGGGCUAGGCACAUACCCACUCUAUGCAGGGGGAGGGGGCUUCUUAUUGUCCAGCAGCACCAUGAAAAAGCUCUUCCAGGCUUGCAAAGAGGUGGAGCUCUUCCCCAUUGACGAUGUCUUUUUGGGCAUGUGCUUGCAGAGAAUCAAUCUCAAACCUGUUUUGCAUGAAGGAUUCAAGACGUUUGGCAUCAUGAAACCCUCAGCUGCCCCGCACCUGCAGACGUUUGACCCCUGCUUUUACAAAGAUCUCAUGGUAGUCCACAGUCUAAAAGUAGCCGAAAUCUGGCUAAUGUGGAAUCUGCUUCACAGCCCACGGCUUUCCUGCACCCAGAAGAAGCAGGUGAAGAAGCCUUUCCAAUGGAAGAGGAAAAAAACUGAAGCAAUGACGGACAGCAGCCUUCUGAUAAAGCAGGCUAAGCAUGGCAGAAGUAGGUGA